Messenger RNA from Lucilia cuprina (Australian sheep blowfly), 1655 nucleotides. Its product is annotated as double-stranded RNA-specific editase 1. The coding region runs from base 474 to 1385 and encodes 303 amino acids. The transcript has 5 exons. Lineage: Eukaryota; Metazoa; Arthropoda; Insecta; Diptera; Calliphoridae. The record is from RefSeq and is a predicted model, not a curated record.
GAGUAAACGACACGGAUUUUCUUUCGGUCAUAGAAAAAAAAGAAGGAAGAAAAUUAAAUUUUUUUAAAAAUAAAUUACAAAGAAAAAAAUUAAACAGAAAACAUGAAUCGGAGACGUACAGCUACAUCUAAUAAAAAUUUUGUAUCCGGUGGUGUUUAUCGAAAAAUUUCAGUAGUAAUAAAUAAACAAAAUAAAAAAUCCAAUUAACCUGAUGUUGUGGCAUAAAAAAAUUAAAUGGUGCGCUCUUCCUUUUGGUUACUGGAUAAUUACUCUACCGCCAUGUUUUUGGGUUAUUGGAUCCAAGUACUCCCACAACUACUCCCAUUAAAAAGCCUAUUCAACAGCAAAAUACACCUCAAAGGCCGCCACAGCAAUUGGAUUCUCCUGAUGUUGCACCGGUACAGCAAAAUCAACAGGCAAAUGUUGUACCACCACUGGAACCACCACCAGAGAAUCCCUUCAGAGAAAGUUCCAUGACUUUGGAUACUUCGGGUAUUUUGGAUGAAAAUGGCAAGGUUAAAUUCAAGAAAAUCUUCAUGACUCGCAAGAAGGCUUCCGUACGCACCAAGGAGAAACGCAUCCGUCAAAAUCGUCGCUUGCGUAAAACUAUUAUUCCCAAAAAUGGUUUAAUGGCUCUCAAUGAAUUGAAGGGUGUUUCGAUCAGUGACUUUACCAUCAAUAAUAAUCCAGGUGGUGGUUUUACCGCUCUCGUUACUGUUAACAACAGUCAGUAUGAGGGUCGUGGCAACUCAAAGGCAGCUGCUAAGAAUAAUGCCUGCGAAAAGGCGUUGCGUGAUUUCAUUAUUGCCAAAUUGCGUGAAAAUCCACGCAAUCAAAAGUAUGCCAACAACAGCAGCAAUAAUUCGGUUUGUAACGAACCCAUGGACACUAGUGAUGACAAUACACCAUCACAGGCUGGUGAAGAUGAUGAAGUGCCCAUGAUUAAUUUGGCUUCGUUUGCUAUUUACAAACUGUUUUCGGAUUGGGAAAGUGAGGGUUAUGUUAUACCCGAAAUGCAUCCAUCCACUGGCGGUAGUACUAGUGACAAUGAAGGUGGCGCUUCCAAGGAACCCAAAAAGGCUCCCAUACGCAAUGAAUUGCCACCUAAUUGGGAGGCUAUGCAUCCUGCUUCCCUAUUAUGUGUUAUGCGUCCUGGUGUUGUCUAUGUUGACAAAGGCACUGUUGGCGAAAAGCCAAAUAUGUUGCAGUCGUUGGGCGUGAACGUUGAUGAUCAGGAAUUUGUGGCUACAGGACGCUCAAAGAAAUUGGCCAGACGCAAUGUGGCCGCUUUGACUUGUAAUACUUUGUUCAAUACCAAUUUUGAGCUGGACAUAAAAGUGGAGAUGAAUUCUACAUCGUCUACGCCAGCACCGGAAGAAAAUUAAGCUGAAGAUCAUUUAACUCCAGCGUAGUGCUUAGUAUUAUACAAACAAAUUUCAUUGUAUGACUUAAAAUUUAAAUGGAAAACCAACCCCCCCCCCCCCAAUUUUUCUCUCUUAGUAUUUAGGAGUAAUUGACAAAACUUGUAAAGGAGUUUUUUUCUUUUUUUUAAACAAGACACAAUUUCAAAAUCCCCUUUAAAAAAAACUCACUUCACUAAAGCAAGUGUAGUUGUAGACUUUACUUUAAAUAAAAAUGAUAAAAUUUAAAAACAA